Messenger RNA from Spodoptera exigua (beet armyworm), 767 nucleotides. The record is from the annotation of a GenBank genome assembly. NCBI's taxonomy places the organism in Eukaryota, Metazoa, Arthropoda, Insecta, Lepidoptera, Noctuidae.
GUGGCUAUUUUAUUUGGAUGUUUUAAUACUUUAUUUUAAAUACUAAGCUCAAUAAGAUGUCACAACAGCUAGAAUUACUAACAGAGAGUCCCUUACAAUGGACGGCUGUAUCGUUAUUAACGCCAGAAAUUCAAAAGAAGGAAAUAAAACCCUUUGUUAUUCUGGCCCUAAAAGAAUUAGAAGGUAAUCCAGACAGUAGAACCUCCAGUUUAAUGAACACGGACAAGUUUGCAGCCGUGAGGGAGGUAGUCAGACACUUUUCUAGACUCCGGUCUGCUACCAAAGAACCAUGGAAUGCGGAGGAUGUUAAACUGUUCCUAGAGGGCUUACAGUUUUCUCCAGACUGCGUAUCAGAAUUAUCAACACUGCUGUGCACGGACAAGAUGUAUGAGAAUGUACCAACACACCUCCGAGUGAAGCCGGGGCUGCUUAGCAUGAGCUGGAAGAUAGAUAUAUCUCUAUGUCAAUCAACCAUAUCAUCAGAGAAUCCAUCACAACAGCGAGCAAGAGAAAUUAUGCAUCGCGACACCCACGUCAUUCUAAUUCUACAGCUCACAGACGGACGGACAAACUCUUACCGUCUGUCGUAUGAUAAAUUUCACGAACUAAGAUAUAUUAUAGCGAGCGCAUUGAAAAGUAUGAUUGUUUUAGAAAAAAGGAAAUGUAUGAGAAGAGAAUGACAUUGGUCUUCGUGGGGAUAAGUUUGUAGUGAGAUAGCGCGGUGACUGUAAAUAAGGGCGUCCAUAUUAUUAUUACGUACGGUAGUU